Gracilinanus agilis (Agile Gracile Mouse Opossum) is the source of this 1253-nucleotide messenger RNA. RefSeq names its product holocytochrome c-type synthase. NCBI's taxonomy places the organism in Eukaryota, Metazoa, Chordata, Mammalia, Didelphimorphia, Didelphidae. The record is from RefSeq and is a predicted model, not a curated record. Bases 116 to 928 code for a protein of 270 amino acids. Gene Ontology annotation, cellular component: mitochondrion. Gene Ontology annotation, molecular function: holocytochrome-c synthase activity. The transcript has 7 exons. Gene Ontology annotation, biological process: cytochrome c-heme linkage.
GGCUAGGACCCGGGCGGACUUCAGGGUCAAGAGGGACAUUUGACUCCAGCUAUCGCGGCCUGUCAGGCCCGGUGCAGAUGUAUAUUUAGAAUUGUUCAGAAAACUAAUUCAGACCAUGGGUUUGUCCACAUCGACUCCCGCUAUUGCAAUGCAUGUUUCAACUGCUUCAGAGCAAAAGGCAGGCUCUCCACCUUCAGGAUGCCCAAUGCAUCAACAAGAAACAGGUUGUCCAGUGAAUAUAAAUUCAUCUGACAAAACAUGUGAAAGUCAAUCAAACUCAGUGCCUGCACACCAGGAUCGAGCAUAUGAAUAUGUGGAAUGUCCUGUAACAUCAGCUGCCCAAAAUAAAGAUAAUAUAGAUCCUUCAAACAUGAUGCCACCACCUAAUCAGACACCAUCUCCUGGUCAGCCAUUUGCUCUGUCAACAGUUAGAGAAGAAUCAUCAAUUCCCCGGGCAGAUUCAGAAAAAAAAUGGGUUUACCCUUCAGAACAGAUGUUUUGGAAUGCCAUGUUGAGGAAAGGGUGGAAGUGGAAAGAUGAUGACAUCAGUCAGAAAGAUAUGUAUAAUAUUAUUAAGAUUCACAAUCAGAAUAAUGAACAGGCUUGGAAGGAGAUUUUAAAAUGGGAAGCUCUUCAUGCUACUGAGUGCCCAUGUGGGCCAACACUGAUCCGAUUUGGAGGAAAAGCUAAAGACUAUUCACCAAGGGCUAGAAUUCGUUCCUGGAUGGGAUAUGAAUUGCCCUUUGACAGACACGACUGGAUUGUUAAUCGUUGUGGAACUGAAGUUAGAUAUGUUAUUGACUAUUAUGAUGGUGGAGAAGUAAAUAAGGACUAUCAAUUUACCAUCUUGGAUGUCCGUCCUGCUUUUGAUUCUCUUACAGCUGUUUGGGACAGAAUGAAGGUAGCAUGGUGGCGCUGGACUUCAUAACCAUUGUUUUAUUUUACUUAAAAAAAAGUUUUUCCUUUAAAGAGAUACAUUAUACAUUAAACUAUUUUCUGAAAAAUUUAAUGUUGAAUUAAUGAUGUGCUAUGCGACUUAAAACCAUAAUAGUGCUUAACACUAUACUAUGAAUAGUUAUACAGUUUUUUGUGUUUUUUUGUUGUUUUUAGUAAGCUUGUUGCAUACAAUUUUAUAUUGACAGAAAUUAUGUGAAGAUUUCUGCUUUCUAGUUUGGAUUUCGCUCAUCUUGUUUUCAAUGAGACUUCAAUCUCUUAAAGGCAUUUCAUUAUAAAAUUGAUGAGAUUAUGUAAAA